AUGAAACCAGAACGUAACGUGAUCCUGGCGGCCACGGGCAGUGUGGCCACCAUCAAAAUGUCCCAAUUAAUUAAGGAGCUCUCCGACGAAAGCCUGCCCUUCAAAAUCCAUGUAAAAAUCAUCAUUACAGAGUCGGCCAAGCACUUUUUUGAACUGGAGCAGAUACCCGAGCAUGUACCCAUAUACCACAACCGGGACGAGUGGAUCACCUGGAACAAGCGAGGCGAUCCAGUGCUGCACAUUGACCUCGGAAAGUGGGCCGACCUACUGGUGAUUGCCCCCCUCAGUGCCAACUCCCUCUCCAAAAUAGCCACCGGGAUUUGCGACAAUCUGGUGAUGUGCGUGGUGCGCGCUUGGGAUCUGCAGAAGCCUCUUCUCUUUGCCCCCGCCAUGAACACUCGGAUGUACGACCAUCCAAUCACCAGGGAGCAGAUCGACAAGCUAAUCAGCUGGGGCUACAAGGAGAUUCCCUGCAUCUCCAAGACUCUGAUGUGCGGAGACACAGGAAACGGGGCUAUGGCGGAGGUGCCGACGAUUGUACAGGCGGUGUUGGCUGGGUUUCAGUUAAAGAAUUAGUUAAUCAAAAUUGUUAUGCACACAGAGUUUAUAUAUCGCAGAAUACUUUUUGUUACAACACUUA
This is a messenger RNA of Drosophila bipectinata, 640 nucleotides long. RefSeq names its product phosphopantothenoylcysteine decarboxylase (gene Ppcdc). Gene Ontology annotation, molecular function: phosphopantothenoylcysteine decarboxylase activity; FMN binding. Gene Ontology annotation, biological process: coenzyme A biosynthetic process. Gene Ontology annotation, cellular component: phosphopantothenoylcysteine decarboxylase complex. The record is from RefSeq and is a predicted model, not a curated record. NCBI's taxonomy places the organism in Eukaryota, Metazoa, Arthropoda, Insecta, Diptera, Drosophilidae.